UACAGUGGCGCGAUCUCAGCCCAUUGCAACUUCCACCUCCUGGGUUCAAGUGAUUCUAGUGCCUCAGCCUCCUGAGUAGCUGGGAUUACAGGUGCCAGUCAUCACGCACGGCUAAUGUUUUGUUUUCAAUUAGCAAUAAUUGCGCCUCGGAUAAACCUCAUUGGCUAUGAUACUGCCACUGAGCAAAGCUAAUGUUUUGUAGUUUUAGUAGAGACAGGGUUUUACCAUGUUGGUUAGGCUGGUCUUGAACUCCUGACCUCAGGUGAUCCGCCCGCCUCAGCCUCCCAAAGUGCUGGGAUUACAGGCGUGAGCCACUGGGCCUGGCCCAUACUGGCUCUUGACUCUUCCUUGAACCAGCCAGAUUUGCUUCUGCCCCAGCACUCCGACUUGUACUUUCUGGCCGGCGUGAUCUUCCCUCAGAAGAUGGCUUAGUUCCUUUGAUUACGCCAAGUCCUCAUCACCAUCUAACACGCUUAUGUUUUACUUAUUUCUUGCCUGUCUCCCCACCAUAAGAUCCAAGAAGGUUGGGAUUUCUGUCAUUUUUUUUUGUUCACUGCUAUAUUCUUGGUGGUGUCCACAUGGUAGGUGCUAUUUGUUGACUGAACACGUACGCAAAUAUUUCCCUGAGUUUGUCACAUAUCUAUGUUUUUGAUGUUGUCUGCCAUGCAACAAUCUUAUUUACAUACUCGAAUCUGUUUAAAAAAAUUUUUGAGAUGGAAUCUCACUCUGUCGCCCAGGCUGGAGUGCAGUGGCGUGAUCUUGGCUCACUGCAACCUCCGCCUUCCGGGUUCAAGCGAUUCUCCUGCCUCAGCCUCCCAAGUAGCUGGGAUUACAGGCGCGCACCACCACGCCCGGCUAAUUUUGUAUUUUUAGUAGAGACGGGGUUUCACCAUGUUGGCCAGGCUGGUCCUGAACUCCUGACCUCCGGUGAUCUGCCUGCCUUUGUCUCCCAAAGUGCUGGAAUUACAGGCGUGAGCCACCAGUCCCGGACUAAAAUUUUUUUUAAUAAGGCUCAACUUUUGCUUCCUGCAGAAUUAAUUUUCUCGUUUAUUAAACUGUUUAUUAUGAAAAUCUUCAAACAUACAAUAGCGUCAUUCCAUUAUUUCUUGACUGGGAAUUCCAUCAGGGCAGAGGCCUUUGAUUUUUCACCGUCUGCCAGCAGCUCAGCAACCCCAGGGAAUGUUUCCAAAGAAUGAAUUAAUGGCAUGAGGGCUUCUCCGGGGCCUGCCUCAGGUCCCCCCGCGGUGCCCAGCACAGUCCCGGGAGCCGUUUGCCGACUCAAGGCGCCGGUCCUGGUUUCUCCCGCCAGGCCCGGCCUUUCCCCGUACACUCACGCGGCCACCUCCAGGCGCGAGUUUGGACAGGGCUUCCAGAAUGGCAGGAGCCCUGACUUUCAAUUGAACAAAGUUUUUCCUGGGAGCCCGCCGGUCGCAGCCCCACCCGGGCCAGAAGCCGCCUUACAGACUAGGCCUCUGCUGCCGGCGCCGCUCGCGCGCGUUCUUCCCUCUUCAGCCCUCCCUCUCCUUCCCAACCCCCCUCCCGCCACGGGCCGUGGCGGUUGGUCGUCCCUUUCCCACCCCCUCAGCUAACGAGCGGGCUCUAGGCCCUCUGGGAUUGGCUGUGCCUGAGCGCAUCUUCCCUCAGCGUUUCUGAUUGGUCGCUGGACGCGCGGGAUGCGAGUCCCCAUUGGCUAGGCCAGGGCGCCUGCGCGGCGGGGUUCUCGGUCGCCAGCCAUUCCUGGGGAGGACUGCCGGUCGUUCGGACGUCUAACCUGUCGCUGGAGGAGAGGUCCGGGCUCUCCGAGAAGGCGGCUGCGGCGACAAAAUGAAGAUAUUCGUGGGCAACGUCGACGGGGCGGAUACGACUCCGGAGGAGCUGGCAGCUCUCUUUGCGCCCUACGGCACGGUCAUGAGCUGCGCCGUCAUGAAACAGUUCGCCUUCGUGCACAUGCGCGAGAACGCGGGCGCGCUGCGCGCCAUCGAAGCCCUGCACGGCCACGAGCUGCGGCCGGGGCGCGCGCUCGUGGUGGAGAUGUCGCGCCCAAGGCCUCUUAAUACUUGGAAGAUUUUCGUGGGCAAUGUGUCAGCUGCAUGCACGAGCCAGGAACUGCGCAGCCUCUUCGAGCGCCGCGGACGCGUCAUCGAGUGUGACGUGGUGAAAGACUACGCGUUUGUUCACAUGGAGAAGGAAGCAGAUGCCAAAGCCGCAAUCGCGCAGCUCAACGGCAAAGAAGUGAAGGGCAAGCGCAUCAACGUGGAACUCUCCACCAAGGGUCAGAAGAAGGGGCCUGGCCUGGCUGUCCAGUCUGGGGACAAGACCAAGAAACCAGGGGCUGGGGAUACGGCCUUCCCUGGAACUGGUGGCUUCUCUGCCACCUUCGACUACCAGCAGGCUUUUGGCAACAGCUCUGGUGGCUUUGAUGGGCAAGCCCGUCAGCCCACACCACCCUUCUUUGGUCGCGACCGCAGCCCUCUGCGCCGUUCACCUCCCCGAGCCUCUUAUGUGGCUCCUCUGACGGCCCAGCCAGCUACCUACCGGGCCCAGCCGUCAGUGUCACUGGGAGCUGCCUAUAGGGCCCAGCCUUCUGCCUCUUUGGGUGUUGGCUAUCGGACUCAGCCCAUGACAGCCCAGGCAGCCUCUUACCGCGCUCAGCCCUCUGUCUCCCUUGGGGCACCAUACAGGGGCCAGCUGGCUAGUCCUAGCUCCCAGUCUGCAGCUUCUUCACUCGGCCCAUAUGGUGGAGCCCAGCCCUCAGCCUCGGCCCUUUCCUCCUAUGGGGGUCAGGCAGCUGCGGCUUCUUCGCUCAACUCCUAUGGGGCUCAGGGUUCCUCCCUUGCCUCCUAUGGUAACCAGCCAUCCUCUUACGGCGCCCAGGCUGCCUCUUCCUAUGGGGUUCGUGCAGCUGCUUCUUCCUACAACACCCAGGGAGCAGCUUCCUCCUUAGGCUCCUACGGGGCUCAGGCAGCCUCCUAUGGGGCCCAGUCUGCAGCCUCUUCACUAGCUUAUGGAGCCCAGGCAGCUUCAUAUAAUGCCCAGCCCUCGGCCUCUUACAAUGCCCAGUCUGCCCCAUAUGCUGCACAGCAGGCUGCUUCCUACUCUUCCCAACCUGCUGCCUAUGUGGCACAGCCAGCCACAGCUGCUGCCUAUGCCAGCCAGCCAGCAGCCUACGCCGCACAAGCCACUACCCCAAUGGCUGGCUCUUAUGGGGCCCAGCCGGUUGUCCAGACCCAGCUGAAUAGUUAUGGGGCCCAAGCAUCAAUGGGCCUCUCAGGCUCCUAUGGGGCUCAGUCGGCUGCUGCGGCCACUGGCUCCUAUGGUGCCGCAGCAGCCUAUGGGGCCCAACCUUCUGCCACCCUGGCAGCUCCUUACCGCACUCAGUCAUCAGCCUCAUUGGCUGCUUCCUAUGCUGCCCAGCAGCAUCCCCAGGCUGCUGCCUCCUACCGCGGCCAGCCAGGCAAUGCCUACGAUGGGGCAGGUCAGCCGUCUGCAGCCUACCUGUCCAUGUCCCAGGGGGCCGUUGCCAACGCCAACAGCACCCCGCCGCCCUAUGAGCGUACCCGCCUCUCCCCACCCCGGGCCAGCUACGACGAUCCCUACAAAAAGGCUGUCGCCAUGUCGAAAAGGUAUGGUUCCGACCGGCGUUUAGCCGAGCUCUCUGAUUACCGCCGUUUAUCAGAGUCGCAGCUUUCGUUCCGCCGCUCGCCGACAAAGUCCUCGCUGGAUUACCGUCGCCUGCCCGAUGCCCAUUCCGAUUACGCACGCUAUUCGGGCUCCUAUAAUGAUUACCUGCGGGCGGCUCAGAUGCACUCUGGCUACCAGCGCCGCAUGUAGGGCCAUCCUGGGAUUGGGCACCACAGGGAGGGAGGGAGAAAAGAGGUGGGUAGGGUUACAGAUCCAGGUUAUAACUACUCUGGCCCAUAUCUUUCCUGGUUGCGGUUUUUCAUCCCCUCUACCAUGUGGGCCUUCCCCAGGAGAUGAUCCUUUUGAGUGUUCGGCAGUAACCUACUUUGUUCCUUCGCCUCAGCAGCAAAUCUUGCUACUGGCUCUAGAUCUGCGGUUUCCCCUCUACCUUGCCUCCCGUCUCCCCAGAAUGGGAAUUUCUUUUAUGUUUUUAUUUUUUUCCUGGCUCCCUUUUAUUUUUGUGCGCGAUAUUUAAGGUCGUCUGGAUGGGGAAGCAACCUGCAGCUGAGGUCGCCGGCGCCUUUUUCUUUUUAGAUGGGAAGGAGGCCAGGAAAGGGUUAGCUUAACCAUUUCCUAUGCGCCAAGCUGUGCCAGCAGUCCAGGGUACCCUGACUGUUCCUCUGUAGACUGUUGAGACUGAGUUCCUGUUGGGACAGUCAGUCGGUAUGUAUCCAAGUCCCUGCUGACCACUAAUGUUCUAGCUGAUGGUGAGCGGCACAGUCCCACUUCCCCAUCUCCCCAAGUAGGUGGUGUUAGAAAACGUUAAUUUUUUUCCCUUUUGUAUGGACUACAAAUAAAACUUGGGGCAAUUUGCAGUUUGGAAA
This is a messenger RNA of Symphalangus syndactylus (siamang), 4505 nucleotides long. RefSeq names its product RNA binding motif protein 14 (gene RBM14). The record is from RefSeq and is a predicted model, not a curated record. Gene Ontology annotation, cellular component: nucleus. Gene Ontology annotation, molecular function: mRNA binding. Lineage: Eukaryota; Metazoa; Chordata; Mammalia; Primates; Hylobatidae.